Molecule: messenger RNA, 7590 nt
Organism: Trematomus bernacchii (emerald rockcod)
Lineage: Eukaryota; Metazoa; Chordata; Actinopteri; Perciformes; Nototheniidae
Gene: arhgef10la
Product: Rho guanine nucleotide exchange factor (GEF) 10-like a
Exons: 27
Coding region: 385-4245 (1286 amino acids)
Biological process (GO): SREBP signaling pathway; actin cytoskeleton organization; positive regulation of stress fiber assembly
Cellular component (GO): cytosol
Molecular function (GO): guanyl-nucleotide exchange factor activity; protein binding
Source: RefSeq, a predicted model, not a curated record
AAAGAAAGGACAGAAUGAGACUGGAGGGGUUGUGUGGGGGGAAGAGACCCAUCUAAAAAAAGAGAGGGACAGAGAGGGGAGAUAGAGGGAGGAACUCAAGCACACAGGCGACAGAGGGAGAGGGGAGGGAGCAAAGAGGGUUACCUCAUAGAGAGCUGCUAGUGUGCACACGGAGCAGGGAGAAGUUGUGGGAAAGUAAACAGCACAGGAGAAUCCAAUCUGUUUCAGCCCCUUGCAGCCCCCGCAGAACACCAGAGGGAUGAGUGUACUGGAGCCGGUAGGGUGGUAAAAACUGAGAGUUUAUGGGAGGUAACCAGGAUUAAAGGGCCACCAGGGAGACCUGAAGCUUCUCCGAGGACAUACUACUGAAGGCAAGGAGGGAGCAUGUCGACUGUGAUGCCUCAACAGCAACCGCCAAAGGAGGAGGAAGAGGACGAAGAUGAAGAGCAAGGGGAAGGGUUUUCAUUUGAGGACAGUGGGGAUGAGGAGAAACCUCAGGGGGACAGUAAGGGCAUCCCCUCUGACUCUGUUGGAUCAGUCCAGUCAUCAAAAAAGGAGGACAGUGAAACAUCAGGAAGUUCAUCACUAACAGGCACAGACUGCACACAACUUCCUAUAACGUCGCCUCCUGCUGGACAGGAGGAGAUCCUCACCAAGGAUGUAGAUUCAAAUUCUACUGCAGAUGUUCCAGUCAAAGAGUCACCCAGCGGGGUCUCAGCAGCAGAGCCCUGUUCCUCGGCUCCUCUGGUGGGAGACGAGCUCCCUGGGCUUCCUGCGGCGCCGCCAGCUGUGGAGACGACGACUGAUUCAGGAGACCAAGGCGAAGAAAUCGAGAAAAGCUCCAGUGAAGCUCUACUCGCGGCUGAAGCUGAGCCAGAGGCUCCCGAGGUGAUCUAUGAUGAUGUUCCAAGUGAAGGCCCCCUCUCUCCUGAUGAAGAUAUGAUCUACGAAGAUGUUCAGAGAGACAGCCGUCCUCUGGAUAGAGACAACGGAUGGAGCUCCAGUGAGUUUGAAAGCUAUGAUGAGCAGUCUGAUAACGAGACCAAAUUACCAACACGAAGCAAGCUCUCUCCUGACGUGAGUCGGCUGAGGGAACGCUGUGCCAGGACCAAACGAGAGCUGGCCAUGAGACUCUCUGGCAAGCACAACUAUGACAUCAAGGUUCAGCAACUCAUGAAGGCGGCCAGAAGCGGAACGAAGGACGGGCUUGAAAAGACCAAGAUAGCCGUCAUGCGAAAAGUGAACUUCCUGCAGAGAAAGGAUCAACCGGGUAAUGCGGAGGAGGAAGAUGAUGCAGGAUACCUGGAUGUGGCCGUGCCAGACGUUAAGCAUCCUCCCCCACAGCUGAGCCCAAUGCCCGAGGGGCUCACCAGCCACCAGGUUGUCAGACGCCAUAUCCUGAGCUCCAUCAUCCAGAGCGAGCACAGCUACCUGGAGUCUCUCCGGAGGAUCGUGCAGGAAUACCAGAGACCGUUGAUGGAAGCCGAUCCACGCAUCCUGAGCUCGAGAAAGAUCCGGCCUAUAUUUUUCAGAAUGAGGGAGAUCACACAGUGCCACUCCAUGUUUCAGAUUGCUCUGGCGUCACGUGUCGCCGAGUGGGACAGCUGUGAGAAAAUCGGGGACUUAUUUGUUGCCUCGUUUUCCAAGUCCAUGGUGCUUGACGUAUACAGUGAUUACGUGAACAACUUCACCAACGCCAUGGCUCUCAUUAAAAAGGCCUGCUUGUCCAAACCGGCUUUUCUUGAAUUCUUAAAGAAGAAGCAGGCAUGCAGUGUUGACCGGAUCACUCUGUAUGGACUCAUGGUUAAACCCAUUCAGCGCUUCCCUCAGUUCAUACUGCUACUGCAGGACAUGCUGAAGAACACUCCGAAGGGCCACGUGGACCGCCUGCCCCUGCAGCUCGCUCUCACAGAGCUGGAGAUGCUGGCGGAGAAGCUGAAUGAACAGAAACGAGUCGCCGACCAGAUUGCAGAGACUCAACAACUAGCCCGCAGCGUCAGUGAUCGCCUGCUCAGUAAGCAACUGAACUCUGAGCAGGGGUCACUGGUCCUUUGUGAGACGCUCAUCGAGACUGUGUACGGCGAGCGGGGACAAGUCCUGAAGUCGAAGGAGAGAAAGGUCUUCCUCUUUGAUGAUGUGCUCAUCUGCGCCAACAUAAAUGUCAAGGGGCCCCCAGAUAUCAGCAGCUUGGUCCCAGUGGGGCCCAAGUACACCAUGAAGUGGAGCGCCACCCUGCAGCAGGUGCAGGUGGUGGAGGUGGGGCAGGAGGGCUCUCAAAGCAAAGACACCUUCUUCCAGCAGAGCGGGGCCAAGCGUCCAGGUGGAGCCUGCACUUCAGGUAAAGCGAUCCUUGGCCCUCCGCGGCUCUACCAGGAGCUGCAGGAGCUGCAGCACGACCUCUCUGUGGUGGAGGAGGUCACCCUGCUGGUGGGCACGCUGCAGGGGAUGUACCAGAACCUGAACACCACUGUGGCACAGGACUGGUGUCUGGCUCUACAGAGGCUUAUUCGCAUCAAAGAGGAACAGAUCCAGAGCGCUAACAAAUGUCGCUUACGCCUGCAGGUACCCGGCAGGCCAGACAAGUCAGGGCGUCCUGUCAGUUUCAUGGUGGUCCUCAAUACUCCAAACCCCCUUAGUAAGAUCUCCUGGGUCAACCGUCUGCACUUGGCCAAGAUUGCACAACGAGCAGAGAAUUCACCAGGCUGGUUGUGUGGAGAGGACGAGGGGAAGACGAUGGCCCCGUUUUCAUGUCCGCUGCUUGCCUGUCACAUGCCUGUGUUUGCUACAAAGUCACCAGAGAGAAAGCUGGAAGCUGCCCUCCACAAUCCUGUUCAGUGCGCGUUGUUGGGCUUCUCUGCAGCGAGCACCUCCUUACCUCAAGGCUACUUCUGGGUGGCUGGUGGAGAAGGCUCGCAUGGCCAGAUUGAGAUAUUUUCCCUCAACAGGCCCAUGCCAAGGACUGUGAAAAGCCUGCAGGUAGACUCAGCCGCCCGAUGUCUGGAAUAUGUGCCAGAACCUUCUCCGACUGAGGAAACUGAUGCAGGAGUUCAAAAGGCCCCGACAGGGAUCGGUGCCAACAUUUGUGUCGGAUUAGACGAUGGGCGCAUACUUGUUUACGGCAGUGUGGACACUACAGCACAAUGCCUGCUGACCCUCCACAACCCAGAGGGCUGCCCUGUGCUGUGCCUGAAGCACUCCUCUCGCUUCCUGUUUGCAGGCCUCCGGAACGGCACCAUGAUGGUUUAUGGAAGAAAUAAAAACGAUGAUUGUUGGGACCAGGACUCCUGCAGGUGUGUGAGAGUGGGCUCAGAACCGGUGCGGACCCUGCUGGUGUUGGACGACUCGGUGUGGGCGAGCUGUGGGAACUCUGUCACAGCCGUUGACAGCACCAGCCUCAACACUCAGACGUUUGAAGUGCACCCAGACAAAAUGAUCAGCGUGGCUCACAUGGCGUGUGCCGGUGGAGGGGUGUGGAUGGCAUUCUCCGAGGGUUCUUCCAUUCGUCUCUUUCAUACUGAAACACUGGAGCUUCUGCAGGAAAUCAACAUCUCCACACGCUCAACGCUGCUGAACACCGGUCAAAAGAACAUGCGAGUGACGAGUCUGCUAAUUUGCCAGGGGCUGCUCUGGGUGGGCACUGCCCAAGGCCUCAUUAUCACUCUUCCAGUCCCCAAACUGGAGGGCAUCCCCAAAAUAACAGGAAAGGGAAUGGUCUCUCUGAAUGCACAUUGUGGGCCUGUUGAGUUCCUGGUGGCCACCACCAGCUCUCUGUCCCCUGACCUCCUGAAGAGAGACUCUUUCGGGGACGGGCCGGACUCUGCGUUUGGCGGCGAGGAGCGCAGCGACACCUCGUCCCAGGAGUCCCUGCAGCAGUCCUACCAGGGGGAGGGGCGGGGCAAAGGCCGCGGCGUCCUGCUGCAGUACAAGCUGCGCUCCACAUCGGGACUGCCCGGGCGCCCGCUGACAGCGAUGGGCGACGAGGCGUCAGACUCCUCCCUGGAGUCCUUGGAGCACAGCGUGGAAGACGGGUCCAUCUACGAGCUCAGCGACGACCCAGACAUGUGGGUCCGGGGACGUCCUUGUGAGCGGGAGGGGGGCCGCAGGGACAGGGUGAUCUCUGCGGCGGUCAUCUCUGGAGGAAAGGGCUUCCGUAGACUGAAGGAAGGAGCGGCAGCCGGCACGAGGACGAGCGGGGAGGUCUUAGAGAAUAAUCUGAUGGUGUGGCAGCUCCCUCUGACAGUGUGAUAUGGAAAACAUACGGCAAGGUGAGGAGUAUUUAUAGCCGUAUACCCAGCUUAGCCUUGAAUCAACCGCUCCAUAUAUUCAAGGGAUUUGAAUAAACAUGUAUGAUGUGAAGGCGUCGCGGAGCUUGACAUGUUAUGAUCUAGCCUGUGAAUAAGGAAGCAGAGGCGCUGUCAGCCAAUAGGACGCUUUGAAUGUUUCGGGGUCGUGCGUCACCAGGCCGCCUCAGAUUAGCUCCCUGUGAUUGUUUUGAUCUGGUUCCUUCGUUAAGACUGAUAUGCCUCAAUUUAACCUCAUCAUGGCGCCGUGUGCUGUGCCACAUUAAUUUUACGCGAAUGACUUCUGUGCGAGCGGCCGUGGACGGCGCGCCUUUGAGAGGCAGCCUUUGUUGAAUCUGCCACGCUCUGCAGAGUCGGAGAUGGACAUCUUUGAUCUGAUCCUGGGGGAGAGAUCCCAUCUGUUUGGAGCUGAGAGCCGGGGACUUCCACCGCAUCACAAAGCACAUUAGCAUCACUUUAUUAGCUUUGCCAGCCUUUCUCUCAUCCCAUACAAUGUGAAUGUAUGAUACCUUCUAUUGUGUCUCAAAAUUGAAUCUGUGUUCUCUUUAAAAAAAAAGAAGAAGGAUUUAAUGUUUCCUGUUUGUUGCAGCUGUUGCAGAUAUCACUUUUGGUUAUGGAAAACCAUGGAAACAAGACUCAAAGAUGUUAUUGCGCCAAAUUACAGAAUCUACAUUUGCACUGUAGAAAUCCUGUAAGAUCUCCGAUUUCUGUUCAGGAAAAAGAAACUUCUUGGUGCCACAUUAUUUUGCCCAGAUAAAACACUGUUUUUUCCUUUUUUCAUGACAUCCAUCAGAUAAAUGAAACAUGUGCGCACAGGGUUGUGACACAGCUGGAAACCCCAGUUACACAUCAAAAGCAAAACUCUAAAAAUAAUAAUGAAUGAUAAAAUAAAAGCGCUACAGCUAUCGAAACUGCUAUCAGAUAUGUAUCAACAGUGAAAACAUAGCUCAGAGGGCCACUAAUUAUUCAUUAUUAUUAAUAACAAACAACAUGAUUCUGAUUCAAGAUGGUGUUUAAUGAAACAUAGCAUACAAUUAACAGACAUUGAUGUAUAUUAUCUCUGAUAUUUGCCAGGACCUUGCAUCAUGUGUCAUCAACACUUGUUUUGAAGCUAAUAUCUGGUAAAUAUUUGGAGUUUAAUGCAAACAUUAAUAUUCUAUGGUCAAGAAAUGAGCAUGACGUUAACAUUUUAGUGAUUAUCAUGUUUCAAGAUCAUUUGAAAUAUGACAUAGUCUAUCUUUAACCAGAUUUUUAAAACAUUUUAAACACAUUUAAGGUAUAAAAAUGCAUUGAUAUUCGGUCUGUACAAGCUCUUCUUUUUCGUUAAUCAUACAAUGAUGAGAUUUUGCCAAUAUAGCAACAGGAGUAUGGUGAAUCACAGCUGGUAUAAUAAGCACUAAGUGGUACUGUGUGUAAUAUUGCUAAGUGUUUGCUUCAUAACUUUUUAUUUGGAUCUUAUGGUAACAUUGGCAGGCUUUUGAACAUUGACAUCAAUCCUGCAGAUUAACAGUGCAUGUUCAGUUAGACAAGUGGGCGGAGGAAAAUCACAAAUACGAACGCAGCUUUGUGGAUUUUCAAUAAAAUGGAGAGCAGGUGAAGGUUGUGUUAUAUCACUUUUCUCCACAUAUAUGUCUACUCAGCCCUUCCGCCACAAAAGGAAUUUCAUCUUAUCCUUUCAUCACAGACGAAGCGCAAAGUUCAUGUUUUGUAUUUCCCUGCGGCACAUUCAGGUUUAUUUUCCCUUUUCUUCUUCUCCUGCUCACAACUGACUGCAUCAAAAGCAUUUAAACAUCCUGCCUUCAGCCGGAAUCACUGAAAAAAAAAAAAUGACUACGUCCUUGGAUGCUGUCAUCUAAAUGUAAAUCUCGAUGUCACGUCAGAAAUGUAUACUCUUAAUUCAUGUGCGAUUCAAUGCUGCUGGAUCCAUAACGCCAUGAUGGUCACUGCGGAGGUUGUUCGCUCAACCCUAACCAGGGGAGGCGUGUGUUUUCAUCGAGUUUCAUAAGCUUAUCAACUGAGAUACAGUAUCAUCUCCAACUGACAUUUGAUGGACAUUAUUUCAAACAAUUCAUCUUCUUACACUACAUGUGUACAGGUAUUAUCCAUGCACUGAAUAUUAAUACUUAUGAAUGACCGUACUGUACUACUAAUUUGAAAUGUUACUAAUUAAAAACCUGCAUUCCCUUUUGUAAAGAGGACUCUGCAACAGUGUUGAUGUAUAAAAUGAGAUUGUGGUGUUAAAGGAGAAGUCUAGUUAAUUUUUGAAAGGUUUGGCCAUCAUUCAACACAUACAGUGAGAUCUGUACGGUGGCCAACGGGUGCAAAUGCCCUACAACGGUGCAAAACAUUUCCAUUUGGAGAAAUUAGCUGCAGCUAAAGAAACGAUGUUAAUACAAAAGUGUUUUGCUUUUCAUUUAUGCAGCGCUUUUAGUAAACCCUGUGCAUGUUUCAUCAAGUUGGUGAGUGUUUUCUAAAUGCUGCACAUGUGUUGUCGUCAAGUUGGUUCAUUUGCAUGUGUUAAUGCGCAUUGGUGUUUUUUAUUUGCAUUGUUUUGAAACUGCAGCGCAGUUCUCCUAAUGGAAGUCUUUUGGGCCUUUGUAGCCAUUUGCACCUGUCGGCCUCCGUAGCUUUCAGAGAUUAUAGUCAGACCUCAAAAAAGAUGUUCACAUGAGGCCGUAAUCCUCUUCCAUACGACACAUACAGAUCUGGGAUUGAUGGAAACAUCACUAAAAACAAGUCGGCACUAUAAGAAACACAAACAGUCAAAUGAUCAUACAGGUUUUAAACAAACACUUUGCAUUUUCAGAAUUCUUGGUAAGCAACACAGGAAGAAACCUUUUUUUCAGCUACAUUUUCUGACAUCUGUCACAGUUUACACACUGACUUCCAUGUUCAACUUUGCCCUACCAUAGCACCGUUUGUUCCUGUGCGAUGAGGCGUGAUUACUGACAUGAUGGGUGCGUUGACCUUUAGUUUUACCACCUGUUGUGCACGUGUUCACAGCCUGUGUGAUCAUCUGGCUGCUCUUCUCUUAACCUGUCACAUCUUGUUGGAGGGAUACCUCACCGAUUGCUUAGGUGUGUACAAAAUGGAGAAGAAUUACAUUAAAUGAUGGCCAAAUCUGUAAAGUAAGGUUACAAAAAUUAUUAACUGGAAUGAUCCUUUAAGCAAGAGUAUUACACUUGAUGCCGUCACAGGCGUGUGGAAACACGCUGCUCAUUUCUCCUUGGUACUUUAAUGUUACAUGUCUAACAGGCGAAUGCUGAAUUAAAAACAUGUUUAAACUUGA